AUGGGGAAGCAACGAAGAGCGGCAGUGUUGCCCACGAACAUCAUAUUGCUCCAAAACGUGGUGCGGAAAGACCCAGAGUCGUACCACGAGGAGUUCCUCCAACAAUACUCGCACUACGAAUCGCUUCGAGACUUGUACUUGGAGAACCCCACCGGUACCGACUCCAACUCCACCACCGAGUUCAUCGAGUUGAUCGGAUUCGUCUCGGCGGUAUGCAGCUGCUACCCCAAGGAAACCAGCAACUUCCCCCAGGAACUCAAAACUUUACUCCUUCAAAACCACCGCAAUUUGACGUCUGAGCUCCGCGAAAAAAUCAUCCAGUGCUUAACCAUGUUGAGAAAUAAGGACAUUAUCUCGGCGGAGAGCUUGAUCCAGACGAUAUUCCCGCUUUUGACUGCGUACGCCACGGGGGUGACGCACGCGGGGCAGCACGUGAAGCAGAUGCGCCGCCAGAUCUACUCGACGCUCGUGGCGCUUUUGAAGUCAGUCAACACGGGCACCAAGAAUCAGCGACUCAACAAGUCGACGCAGGCUCUGCUUUUCAAUCUUUUGGAGCAGAAGGAUACGCAGGGUUUAUGGGCGACGAAAUUGACGCGGGAGUUGUGGCGGAGAGGGAUAUGGGAUGAUUCGCGCACGGUGGAGAUUAUGACUCAGGCUGCAUUGCAUCCGGAUUCGAAAGUUGCCAUUGCUGGAGUGCGGUUCUUUUUGGGGGCGGAUAAGGAGAGAGAAGAGAAUUUUGAGGAUGAUUCGAGCGAUGAGGAUGGGUUCGAUAUGGGUGCGUUGAAACAUAAGCUUGAAGUCAAUAAGAAAUCGUCGAAACGGGGCAAGAAGUUGGAACAGGCGGUGAAGCAGAUGAAGAAGAAGAAGCUGGGGGCAAAGCACUCGGCUACGUAUUUGAAUUUCUCAGCGAUACAUUUAUUGAGAGACCCGCAAGGUUUCGCAGAGCAAUUAUUCGAUACUCAUUUGAGCUCGAAAAACUCCAACAAGUUCGACUUGGACCAGAAGAUCUUGUUUAUGAAUUUGAUCUCGAGGCUAAUUGGAACGCACAAGUUGAUCGUAUUGGGCAUCUACUCCUUCUUUUUAAAGUACCUCACGCCGAAGCAACGAAACGUGACCCAGAUCAUGGCAGCGUCAGCUCAGGCCUCGCAUGAUUUAGUACCACCCGAGAGCAUCGAGAUUGUCGUGCGCAAGAUUGCCGAUGAGUUUGUCAGCGACGGAGUCGCGGCAGAAGUGGCCUCCGCGGGGAUCAACACCAUCCGCGAGAUCUUGUCGCGGGCACCAUUGGCGAUUGACGCGUCCUUGCUCCAGGACUUGACCGAGUAUAAAGGGUCCAAAUCGAAAGCGGUGAUGAUGGCAGCGCGGUCCUUGAUUUCGCUCUAUCGUGAAGUCGCGCCGGAAAUGUUGCUCAGGAAAGACCGAGGAAAGACCGCUAGUAUGGAGUUGCAAAAGGGCGAUAAGCCGAAACCUCGCGGUCCUCAAUAUGGGGUUGAGCAGAGCGUCACUGGUAUCCCAGGUUUGGAGUUGUUGGCCAAAUGGAAGCAAGAGCAAGGCAAAGACGGCAAUGAAGACGAGGAGGAUGAUGCUAAUUGGGAAGUCGAUGAAGGUGAAGGUGAAGAUGGAGGUAGCGACGUUGAGGGGGAGUGGGUUACCGUUGAUUCGGAUAAGGAAAUUGAUAUUUCCGAUAGUGAGGAUGACGACGAUGGAAAGGAGGAAUUGGAGAAGGAAGACGAUGUGUCUGAUUUAGACUUGUCUUCAGAUGAGGAAGUUGAGGGUGAUGCUGAAGCUGAAGUUGACGGCGACGUGGACGAACGGCCGAGAAAGAAGGCCAAACUCGAUUCGCAAGCAGAACAGCCCCCAUCAGCCGAACAAGCAAUGGCCGAAUUGCUCUCGUCGCGCAUCCUCACCCCAGCAGACUUUGCAAAACUCGAAGAAUUACGAACCGAAGCCGGCGUCAAGAACCUCAUGGGCAUAGCCAACGAAGACGCCGUCGACUCCACUUCCUUAGUCGGCAAAGUGAAAUACAAGCAGUUGCGAGAAGAGAGAAUCGCCCACGCGAAGGAAGCCAAGGAGGAUCGCGGCAAAUUUGGCUCGCGCAAGGGUAAACGUGACGCGGCCCAUUCCACUACCAACAGGGAAAAAGCUAGGAAGAAGAACUUUGUCAUGAUGAUUCACAAGAAGGCAGUGCAGGGAAAGCAGAAGUUGUCGUUACGUGAUAGACAGAAAGUUCUUCGUGCUCAUAUCGACAAGCAGAAAAAGAAAGGAAAGUAG
This is a messenger RNA of Lodderomyces beijingensis, 2268 nucleotides long. The record is from the annotation of a GenBank genome assembly. NCBI's taxonomy places the organism in Eukaryota, Fungi, Ascomycota, Pichiomycetes, Serinales, Debaryomycetaceae.